Messenger RNA from Puccinia triticina, 1260 nucleotides. RefSeq lists its product as uncharacterized. The record is from RefSeq and is a predicted model, not a curated record. NCBI's taxonomy places the organism in Eukaryota, Fungi, Basidiomycota, Pucciniomycetes, Pucciniales, Pucciniaceae. The transcript is spliced from 5 exons. Gene Ontology annotation, molecular function: protein binding. The coding region runs from base 1 to 1260 and encodes 419 amino acids.
AUGACCGAGCUACCCCUACCAGAUACCAAUUCGACGAUAGACGUUUUGUCAUUAUCGACCAAGAAUGAUCCAGACGACCGGAAGGAAGACAGAGUUCCAGAGGAUCCACAGCAGUCGGCGCAGGAGCUGUCCAUAAACAACCGCAGAGUCGACGACGAUGCCGAAGAGGGACCAAAAACGCAAAUUUCAGAUUCACAGAGGGCUUGUGCAACAGUAACUCAUACCUUGAAAGGCCAUGGAAGAUCGAUCUCCAAUGUAUCUUUCUCGCCCGACGGGACGAAGCUCUCGAGCUCGAGUGCAGACGGAGUGAUAUUAAUAUGGCACGUUAUCCUACCCGAGGAGGAGAAAGCAAGCAAUCGAUUGGCGCAAGUAGAGUUUAUGACCAAGUUAGUGGACGGCGAAGACACCGAGGGAAGGGAGGGAAUCAACGACGUGGCGUGGUCUCCCGACUCGGAAUAUCUAGUGAGCGGGUCGGACGACCAUGCGAUCCAUGUCUGGGCGCCCUCGCAAUCUCCAGCAACAGCGACAACCACACCGAUCCGGAAAUUGCUCGGCCAUUCCCACUGCGUCUAUUGCGUCAAAUUCAACCCGAUCGGCACCCUCUUGAUCUCCGGUAGCUUCGACGAAACCGUCAAGGUCUGGGACUUCCUCGGCGGCAAACUCUUGCGCACCCUCCCCGGCCAUAGCGAAGUCGUGAGCUGUCUGGACUUCAGUCGCGACGGCUCGGUCAUCGUCAGUGGUAGCUUUGACGGCUUGAUCCGGAUGUGGGAUACGACGAGUGGCCAAUGUUUAAAAACUAUGGUGGUAGCUCAAGAGACUAAUGCGCCUGUGACAUGCAUCAAUUUUACGCCCAAUUCGCGUUAUCUGAUCACUUGCUCACUCGACUCGACCGUCAGGAUUUGGGAUUACAGGUCUAAAGAAGGCACCGUCGUCAAAUCGUAUACAGGCCAUUCAAACAUCAAAUACUCUAUUCCUGCGAGGGUGAUUUCGCGCCCAAACACUACCAAACUCUUGGGCACACAAAAUAUAAUCAGCAGGGACUUGGUGAUGAUGGGAAGUGAAGACGGGAGUCUAUGGGUCUGGGACUUACAAUCGGCUGAACUCGUCUUGAGACAACCCUUUCAUCAAGAUUCGACUAUUGGGCUUUCUAUCCACCCAACCGACCCUUCUAUCUUUGCUACAGCGGGAUUGGACAAAGACCCGACAGUCAAAAUCUGUUCUCUUUCUUCUCCAACGCCUUUUAAUCAGCCACCUAACUAA